Mya arenaria is the source of this 1045-nucleotide messenger RNA. RefSeq lists its product as uncharacterized. NCBI's taxonomy places the organism in Eukaryota, Metazoa, Mollusca, Bivalvia, Myida, Myidae. The record is from RefSeq and is a predicted model, not a curated record. The transcript is spliced from 4 exons. The coding region runs from base 433 to 798 and encodes 121 amino acids.
AUGACAAUCAUAAACGGUUUAAAUUAGUGUUACAUAACGCAUUAUCUCAGCGUUAAAGUGCAAACUUAUUUCUUUACAGAUGACAUUUUAAUGAACCAACUAAAUCACUGUUCUAACCAAUGAUACACUCGAGGACUAAAUGAACACGGAUUUGGAAAAAAAGUGCGGCAUUCUAGGAUGUACUCUUAUGUAACCAACCAAAAAAAAUGUUGCACAAGAGAUGAUCAUUCCAAACUUAGAUUCGGGUAUUUAAAUGCCUGCGGCAGAUGAUUCAAACAUAUACUACAUGUAUUGCAAAGUUAGCAGUAAAGAGUCAGCUCGAAAAUAUAAAGCAUUGACGUUUAUUAAAAGGAUCUUUGACAAAGAAACUUCUACAAUUGUUCUGCAUACAGAUACAUCAGCUAUUCAAAAGCUGUCAAAGUAGUGGAGACAAUGGGAAUACAUCUGGUGUUAGUUUUAAUGAUCUGUCUUAUUAAUGGAACGGCUUUACUGCAAGGGGUUGAUGUUCACUUACAGGCGGAUAACCACAAUAAUGGACAUCCAAACCAUCACAAAAUAACGUUGAAACACUUCUCCGAACACACUUUAUGCAAUAAUAUUCGGGGAAAGGUAAUGUUUCUAACGGCCCUGGAUGACUACUUUCACAAUAUAUCGGAAACAACGCGGAUAAACUUUAUCUUUGAUCUGUGUGCAAGACGGGGUGAUAUGCUGAUUAAGUGGGUGAAGGAAGUGUUCGACAAAGACGGUGAUAGUUCCAUAUCGCAUUUCGAACGGAUAUACUACGAAAACAGACGAUGAUAGAGAAAGGGCGCAUUGGGGAUCACCAAUCAAACGACUUAUAUAAUUGAAAAGAACGUGGAAAGUAGAAACAUAUUGCACUUACCUGUACACCUUCAUAGAUGCCAACAAUUCUUGAUUUGUAGCCAGUACACAAUUGUCAAACAAACACUCGGUUGACCAUUAAAACAAUUAUUAUUGGUUUUCGCACAUCUUUGCACUAACUAUUCAAAAUAUUGAUAAUCCUAAAUAAAAUAAAACAAAAGUG